ACUGGCCCAUGCUUGUGGUAUGAGUCUCCAUUCACAGGAACUGCAUUAAUGGUUAGUUGUUUGGUGAUCGUUAUUGAAACCCUAACACGCCAAUAACAUCUCCCAAAGUGCGUUGAAUGUUGAUGGCUAUAUUUUCAUUCUUUUCUUCUCUCCUUUGUUUUCCCACUUUCUGAUGCUAUGGAGAUAGAGGUAGCAAGCUGCAGUAAGAAAGGUGCCGGUGGCGCUUCUCAUGAGGAUGAGCUCAGGGGUGUUUACUUGGUUUGGCAGGACCUCACGGUGGUGUUGCCAAACUUUGGUAAUAAACCAACCAAAAGGUUGCUUCAAGGACUUAGUGGAUAUGCUGAGCCUGGCAGAAUCAUGGCCAUUAUGGGUCCUUCUGGUUCCGGAAAAUCUACUCUGCUUGACUCUCUUGCAGGUAGACUUGCCAGAAAUGUGGUCAUGACCGGAAAUAUCCUUUUAAAUGGAAAGAAGAAGAGACUAGAGUAUGGUGCUGUUGCUUAUGUAACUCAGGAGGAUGUGAUGUUGGGAACUCUAACAGUAAGAGAAACUUUAACAUACUCAGCUCAUUUAAGGCUUCCGACCACGUUGAGCAAAGAAGAAGUGAAAGACAUUGUGGAGGGAACAAUCAUGGAAAUGGGUCUUCAAGACUGUGGUGACACAGUGAUUGGGAAUUGGCAUCGAAGAGGAAUAAGUGGUGGGGAGAAGAAGAGACUUAGCAUUGCACUUGAGAUCCUCACGAUGCCCAAAUUGUUAUUCCUGGAUGAACCUACUAGCGGCCUUGACAGUGCCUCUGCUUUCUUUGUGGUUCAAUCUCUCCGGAACAUAGCUCGCGAUGGGAGGACCGUUGUCUCUUCCAUUCACCAGCCCAGUAGUGAAGUUUUUGCUCUGUUUGAUGACCUUUUCUUGUUAUCUGGUGGUGAAACUGUUUAUUUUGGGGAGGCAAAAAUGGCUGUCCAGUUCUUUGCUGAAGCUGGUUUUCCAUGCCCAAGUAGAAGAAACCCUUCGGAUCACUUCCUCCGAUGUAUAAAUUCGGACUUUGACGCCAUAACUGCCACAUUGAAGGGUUCUCAAAGACUACGCGAUAAACCAACAUCCUCGGAUCCUUUCAUGGAGAUGGCAACAGCACAGAUCAAGUCUGCCCUUGUCGAAAAGUACCGGGACUCAAAGUACGCGAAAAUGGCUCGAGCUAGGAGUCAAGAAAUAUCUAAAAUUGAAGGACUUGAGGUAGAAACAAAAAGUGGAAGUCAAGCAACAUGGUGGAAGCAACUUACAACAUUGACAAAACGAUCAUUUGUCAACAUGUGUAGAGAUGUAGGAUAUUACUGGGCAAGGAUUGUGAUAUACAUACUUGUAUCUAUUUGUGUGGGAACCGUCUUCUAUGAUGUCGGAUAUGGCAAUACUGCAAUCCUUGCCCGAGUAGCCUGCGGUGCAUUUAUUACAGGUUUCAUGACCUUCAUGUCCAUCGGAGGUUUUCCUUCUUUCAUCGAAGAAUUGAAGGUUUUCAAUAAAGAAAGGCUGAAUGGAUAUUAUGGAGUUGCGGCUUAUACACUUUCCAAUUUCUUGUCUGCAUUUCCGUUCCUAGUUACGAUUUCACUUAUCACAGGAACCAUAACAUUUUACCUGGUGAAAUUUCGAUCCGGAUUUUCGCAUUAUGCCUUCUUUUGUCUCAAUAUCUUCUUCAGCAUCGCUGUGAUUGAGAGCCUCAUGAUGGUGGUAGCUUCGAUGGUUCCUAAUUACCUUAUGGGAAUCGUAACCGGUGCCGGAAUUAUCGGGAUUCUAAUGAUGACAUCAGGCUUCUUCAGGUUGCUGCCUGAUCUUCCUAAGAUAUUCUGGCGUUACCCCAUUUCGUAUAUCAGUUUUAGCUCAUGGGCACUUCAGGGGGCGUACAAGAACGAUUUCAUAGGCCUGGAAUUCGACCCAUUACUACCAGGGGAUCGGAAACUAACCGGGGAUGAAAUCAUUACCAAGUACUUUGGGGUUUCGGUAGACCGGUCCAAGUGGUGGGAUUUAACAGCAGUGGUGGUCAUCCUUAUAUGUUACCGCCUUAUCUUCUUCAUCAUUCUGAAGAUGAAGGAAAAGGCUUCACCAUUUUUGCAAGAAAUUUAUGCAAAAAAGACACUAGAGCAUCUUGAUAAAAGGCCUUCCUUCAGGAAGGUACCAUCUCUGGCUUCUUCCAAGCGCCACCAGCCUCUCCACUCUCUUUCAUCUCAAGAGGGUCUUAACUCUCCAUUACACUAAAUUCUUUUUUAUAAUCAUAAGGCAUCGGAAAUAUGCCAUUGCUAUACAUAUGAAUACAUGAUUAUUAAUUAUUGUGUUGAA
Molecule: messenger RNA, 2319 nt
Organism: Gossypium raimondii (Peruvian cotton)
Lineage: Eukaryota; Viridiplantae; Streptophyta; Magnoliopsida; Malvales; Malvaceae
Product: ABC transporter G family member 15
Exons: 9
Coding region: 178-2238 (686 amino acids)
Cellular component (GO): membrane
Molecular function (GO): ABC-type transporter activity; ATP binding; ATP hydrolysis activity
Source: RefSeq, a predicted model, not a curated record